AUGGCAGAUACAGCAGUAGCUUCCGAAACUCCCGCUCCGGCGACUCCGGCGAAAAAACCGAAGGCCGCCGCUACUGCAGCAGGUGGUGCAAAGAAGCCCAAGGCGAAACCCACUCAUCCGAAGACUUCCGAAAUGGUCACCAGCGCAAUUAAAGAGCUGAAAGAGCGCAGUGGAUCAUCUUUGCAAGCGAUAAAAAAAUAUAUUGCCGCUCAAUAUAAAGUCGACGCUGAAAAACUAGCUCCGUUCAUCAGAAAGUACCUGAAGAGCGCAGUCGAAUCGGGUGCGCUUAUACAGACAAAGGGCAAGGGGGCUUCCGGUUCCUUUAAGCUUGAAUCAAAAUCGUCCGCCUCUAAGAAACCGUCGACGGGUAAGAGCAGCGGUGGCGCAAAGAGCGGCGUGUCCGCCGCUAGCUCACCCACCCCCCCGCGUUAG
Molecule: messenger RNA, 432 nt
Organism: Parnassius mnemosyne (clouded apollo)
Lineage: Eukaryota; Metazoa; Arthropoda; Insecta; Lepidoptera; Papilionidae
Source: the annotation of a GenBank genome assembly